Messenger RNA from Pipistrellus nathusii (Nathusius's pipistrelle), 263 nucleotides. Lineage: Eukaryota; Metazoa; Chordata; Mammalia; Chiroptera; Vespertilionidae. The record is from the annotation of a GenBank genome assembly.
AUGUCCUGCCAGCAGAGCCAGCAGUGCGUCCCCAAGUGCCCUCCCAAGUGCCCUCCCAAUGUCAGCUCUGGGGGCUGCUGUGGCUCUGGGGGUGGGGGCUGCUGUAGCUCUGGGGGUGGUGGCUGCUGCAGCUCAGGGGGUGGUGGCUGCUGCCUGAGUCACCACAGGCCCCGCAGGUCUCUCCGCCUCAGACACAGAAGCUCUGGCUGCUGCAGCUCAGGGGGCUCCAGCUGCUGUGGAGGGAGCUCUGGAGGGGGCUCUAG